Messenger RNA from Glycine soja, 448 nucleotides. Its product is annotated as pantothenate kinase 2-like. The coding region runs from base 110 to 448 and encodes 112 amino acids. The record is from RefSeq and is a predicted model, not a curated record. The transcript is spliced from 3 exons. Lineage: Eukaryota; Viridiplantae; Streptophyta; Magnoliopsida; Fabales; Fabaceae.
AUUAUUAUCCUCAGAAUGUCCUUAUUCUUGAUCACUUAAAUUUGUUAUUUGUGUUUAUAUCUAUCAUAGGGAAAAUGAGGCAUCACUUGCUAUCCUACCUGAUUUGUAGAUGGAGCUUGAUAGUAUGGAUGAGGAAACAACACUACUUACUCUCAUUGAAGGUGUUCUUGCUGCAAACAUUUUUUAUUGGGGAUCUCGUGCAUGUGUGGAUCUCUAUCAUAAAGGAACUAUAAUUGAAAUUUACAGAAUUAGUCGCAACAAAAUGCAGAGACCUUGGCGAGUGGAUGAUUUUGAUGCCUUUAAACAAAGAAUGUUAGGAACUGGGGACAAGAAACCACCCCCACAUAGAAGAGCUUUACUUUUUGUGGACAAUGCAGGUGCUGACACAAUUUGGAUUUUGUUUAAAAAGAAACAAUAUUUAAGGAUAGAAAUUAUUAUGAUCAAUUAA